Capsaspora owczarzaki ATCC 30864 is the source of this 1512-nucleotide messenger RNA. RefSeq lists its product as hypothetical. The transcript has a single exon. Gene Ontology annotation, molecular function: nucleic acid binding. NCBI's taxonomy places the organism in Eukaryota, Filasterea, Ministeriida, Capsasporidae. The coding region runs from base 1 to 1512 and encodes 503 amino acids. The record is from RefSeq and is a predicted model, not a curated record.
AUGCCCAAACGUCAAAACGAGGCGCAGGCCACCGAAUCACGCGCGCCGCGGAAGUGUGUCCAUCUAGAAGACCCCGAACGGAAGCGGAUCAUCGACUUGGCUGUUGAUCGCGCCUUGCCUCUCGUCACGGUCGCCAGCAUGCUCCAUCACCCCAUCAGCACUGUGUCCAACGUAGUGCAACGUUUCAAGGAGCGCGGAGAGUGGACGUCACAUCACGUCAAUCCCAAGGGAUGCCGUGUGCUCACAGCGGAGCAUCUCCAUUUUCUCGAGAUGGAGCUCGACAAGAACGUCAAUGUGACCAAUCAAGAGCUCCAGGACCUCCUCCUGACGACAUUUGGCAUUCAAGUGCAUCAAACAACCAUCGGGCGUGCCAUUUUACGACAGGGCUUCACGUUCAAGCGCGUGUACGAGCAGGUCAAGGUGAAAAAUUCGCCUGAAAUCAAAGCCCAACGCAAGAAAUGGGCUGAGCUCUUCGAGGCUUUCCAGACACCUGUGGAUCGCUUGUUCUACGUGGGCGAGAGUGGAUUUAAUGCGAAUCAGCAUCGAACGCGAGGUCGAUCUCGCAAGGGCGCGCGCGCAAUCGUUCAAGUUGGCAGUAUUCGUGCAGCGAAUUUCACGCUCAUUGCAGCGAUCGGAAUGAGCGGCGUUGUGUUGAAUGAGAUCCAGCUCGGAGGCGUGACUGGCCAUGUCUUUGCGGAGGCGAUGACCAAGCUGUUUGACACGCUCGAGGCAAAAAAAGCCGUCGACACCGCCGCGUCUGGCAUCGCUGUGGAUGAGCUCCCAGUGCAACAGCUUGAGCCCGACCUCCCCCUUACAAACAUGGUUGAGGACAGUGUGUCGACCAGUAAUGCAGUUCACGUGCCACUGCUGGCGUCCGGUGCAGCGUCCUCGUCCCAACCACCUGCCCCUCCCGCUGCAGUUGUGUCGUCUGCUGCGUCUGCAGCUGGCGGGUCAGCUCCUGCUUCCACCUCUGCUUCCACCUCUGCUUCCACCUCUGCUUCAACCUCUGCUUCGACGACCAGAAAGAAGCGCCGUUCUCGUCGCAGGAUUCUCGACGAUGAUGACAACGAUGAUGGCGGCGUCUACGUUCCACCACACGAAGAACUCAUUCAAGACGAGAUUGAUGAGCACAAUGACAAUACUUCCUAUUUCGUACCGAGCGAAGAGCACCCAGGUGUCAGCUUUCCGGGACAUCAUCGCUACAAAGCCUGGAUCGUGCUCGACAACGCGCGCAUUCACAAGACACCCGAAGUGCGCGAGCUUUUUGCACGCCGCGGGUAUGGGAUGCUCUUUCUGCCUCCGUACUCAUCGUUCUUGAACCCGAUCGAGUAUGUCUUCAACCAAGUGAAGGCUGCGUUCAAGCGCUCCCGGCUGGAACCGAACGAAACAAUCUCAAGUCGCAUUACCGCUGCUGUUGGUACCGUGACGGCAACGCAUUGCCAAAACACUAUCACACAUGUUCAGCUCAAGUACUUUAAUGCUUGUCACGAGAUGCACGAUGUGCUAGAUUAG